Molecule: messenger RNA, 2342 nt
Organism: Gallus gallus (chicken)
Lineage: Eukaryota; Metazoa; Chordata; Aves; Galliformes; Phasianidae
Gene: CENPQ
Product: centromere protein Q
Exons: 9
Coding region: 102-833 (243 amino acids)
Source: RefSeq, a predicted model, not a curated record
GCGCAUGCGCCGGGUUGCGCGCGCGAUACAGUUUGCUAACGGCUCUGCGGACUGACGCGGAUCGGUGGCAGUGGGAUCGUUGAGCAGGCGGCGGGGUGACCAUGAAGCGCCACCGUGCAUCUUCUGGUAAAAGGGGAGAGACCGCCGAUGGGGGGAGAGUGAAAAGACCCACCAAGUCACACAACCAGCAAGGACCUACCAGCCAAAAAAGGGGAACGGUGGGCAAAGGAGAUAAACGUGCUCAGAAAAGAAAGCUUGUCACUCAGGCAGUCAGAAGGGAAGAUGAGGAACAUGAGGAUUCUUCCUCUGCAGGAGAAAAAGGUCAUUCAAAAAAGGUGAAGCUAUCCAGUGCUAAGGUAGAAUCAUGGCAACCGCUCUCAGCGAGCAGCAGGAAGUUUCUGGAAAGUGUAAUGGACUCAGGAAUACUAUCUAUUUUGUGCCAACAAAGUAAGGGAAAAGAAGAUGUUCAGAAACACCUCAAUUUGCUGAAAGAAAGAGUGCUGAGAGUCUUCAAGACGUUAAAGGUACCCUCGGGGAAGCUGAGCAACCUGAACAAUGUCCUGAGCUUUCAAGUGGCACAGAAACAAAUGCUUGAGAUGAAUGAAACAGCUUUGGUGCAACUGCAGGAAGAAAUAAAUGAAGCUGAGAAAUCAGCAGAACGCACAGAAGAAACUAUACUGAGACUGCAGCACGACAUCCAGGUGCUCAAGAGCCAGUUAGAAGAAGAGGAAAAAAAGGCCAGGAAGCUGUGCCGGGAAGGUGACACUAAAGAACUCCACCUUCCAGAACUCCCCAAAUGCAGUUUACAGGCACCCACUUUGCAGAACAUAUAACUGUGUUUUAAAAACAGAAUGAAGCCCUAGAUAACAUGCCACUUAAAGGAAUAUCUGUCUUGUGUUUGGAACCCUGUGGUCCUAGUGAGCAUGUAAUCAUUUCGGAAGCAUAUCUAUGGAUGGAAGGAAGCCUCUCUCAUUCCACGCCUUUGAAUCUGUUUUGUUUUCAGCUGUAUCUAAAUACAGCUAGGCUGCAUGAAAGUGUGAUGGAGUGAAAUUCCUUUUGCACUCAACGUAAUGAGUUUUUUGUUGCCUAUUAUUCUUUCUUUUCAGGAAGAAAUUUUGAUGGUAAAAAAUCAGAAAGGUCUUUUAGAGGAUAUGAACACUAUUCAGCAGUCAGCUGAUAUGAGGAAUAUGUUGACCUUCAUUGAAAAGAUCUAUGAGAAGGUGGAUUUUGUUUGAGAAACUUAAACAUUUGGAGCCUUCUCUGAAACAAGACUUAUGCCAGCAUGCUCUGUGGUACAGUGGGACACUGGUCAUGGAAAUGGCACUUUGUUCUUAAUGGCUUUACUGUUGUGCUGCUGAAUAUAAUACAAGCUGUAAAUUUGUAUCUGCAUUUUAUUUUCUUGGACCUAUUAUGGAUUCUUCUAAUGCUGAAAUCUGUUGUUUUAGGAGAAGGGAGGGAGGAAGGUGGCACCUGUGUAUCCUUAGGUAAUUUUAUACAGAAAAGUAACCUGUUGUAUUUGGACUUUUUGUAUUUUAUCUGCAAAUUGUUGAAAGCAGUACCUCUUAAACUAACACUUAUUUUGGGAUUAAGUCCACUUUAAACCUGAAAUGCAGUACACAUAUGUUUAUCUCAUACUCGGUUGCAAGUCUCCUUAUCAACUUUCUAUUUAAAAGUAACCUAAAGAAGCCUCCAUGGCAGGAAAUUAAAAUUCCUGUUAAAUUGGUAGAAAUUAUUCAUUUUAUAUUUACAUUUUCAUAUCACUGCUUCUAAAAAUACACUUGUAUGUUGUAUAUGCUCAUGAUUGGAGAAAGCGGGUAAGAAAACUGUAAAGCAAAUUUCUAAAUUGCAAGCUGUGUGCUCACCUCAUUUCAUUCAUUGCCGGUUAUUUUCCAGCUUUAGAGAAAGAAAAUGAAGUCAAACAUCCAUUUUCACAUGCACUUUCCUCUCCUGUAUUUUUUUCCAGGGUAUCAAUAGGUUGAGCUAUUAAAUAGUGCUUUCUCUAGCCAAACUGUCAGCUGGAACAUAGUGCUCUUUACAUUGACUUACCACACACAUGCUUGUUCUGUUGCUUGCAAGCUACUGAUACUCUUAAUAAAACAUGAGAUAAUCAUCUCAUAAUUCCUUCUCCUAUGUUUAGGAGAAAGAAAACUGGAUUAUACUUACAAAUGUUUCUAAAUACCCAUUCAAACUUUGGAUCACUCUGCUGGGGGAGUUACUUACUGACAUAAUCGUACAUUGUUUUUAAGAUGCUGCAAAUUUUAAUGAGGGGACUCUCUCCUUCAUUUCCCUGAUAUGGGAGAGGGGUCUCACAAUAAUAAUAAAACUUGUAAAAGCUUUGCAAA